Messenger RNA from Solanum stenotomum, 2947 nucleotides. Its product is annotated as DNA replication licensing factor MCM4. The record is from RefSeq and is a predicted model, not a curated record. NCBI's taxonomy places the organism in Eukaryota, Viridiplantae, Streptophyta, Magnoliopsida, Solanales, Solanaceae. Gene Ontology annotation, cellular component: MCM complex; nucleus. The transcript is spliced from 18 exons. Bases 122 to 2617 code for a protein of 831 amino acids. Gene Ontology annotation, molecular function: ATP binding; ATP hydrolysis activity; single-stranded DNA binding. Gene Ontology annotation, biological process: mitotic DNA replication initiation; DNA replication; DNA strand elongation involved in DNA replication.
AAGAUAUCCAUCACAUUUACAUUGAAGCCUCCCGCCUCAGAUCAAGCCCUAACAAUUUCUUUCUUCAAUCCCAAUCUGCAAUCCUUACAGCUACAUCCGAGAAAGUUCCGGCGAACGGAGGAUGGCUUCCGACUCAUCUCCGGUCAAUGCUCGCGGCGGUCCAUCUACACCAGAAGAUUCCAUUUCAAGUCCAAUUGGCAACACUUACUCUUCUCCCGGCGACUCUGCUCGCCGGAAGCGUGGCCGCCGCUCGGCCUCAUCGACACCAGUAGCACCGUCAAAUCGGCGAUUCACAACUCCUGAGGCUACACCAACACCGUCGAGUACUAAUCCUCGCCGAGGCGGAAGAAGAGCAUCCUCCAACACCCCUACUAGUGCCGCUACUCCAUCCUAUGCCUCUGAUGUUCCGCCUUCCUCAGAAGGCGGGGAAGGUGAUGAUGCCGAUGAUACCCCACCUAUGUAUGUGUGGGGCACAAACAUCAGCGUGCAAGAUGUAAACGCUGCAAUUCUUAGGUUUUUGAGGAAUUUCCGGGAGGAUCCUUCUCAAACUGAGGGGAAAUACAUGAGGGCAGUUCAUAAUGUAAUUGAAAUGGAAGGCGACUCACUCGAUGUUGAUGCGCAUGAUGUGUUCGACUAUGAUGGUGAUUUGUAUACCAAAAUGGUCAGAUUCCCACUUGAGGUUCUAGCAAUUUUUGAUAUUGUCUUAAUGGACAUGGUUAGCAGAAUUAACCCACUAUUUGAGAAGCACAUACAAGCUAGAAUUUUCAAUCUUAAGACGUCCACUUCAAUGAGAAAUCUCAAUCCAUCUGAUAUUGAGAAGAUGGUGUCACUCAAAGGGAUGAUUAUCCGUUGUAGUGCAAUUAUUCCAGAGAUAAGAGAAGCAAUAUUUAGAUGUCUUGUUUGUGGAUAUUACUCUGACCCAAUUGUUGUAGACAGAGGAAGAAUUAGUGAGCCGACAAUAUGCAGCAAGCAAGAAUGUCUGGCAAGGAACUCAAUGACUCUGGUUCACAAUAGAUGCAGGUUUGCUGAUAAACAAAUUGUGAGAGUUCAAGAAACACCAGAUGAGAUCCCUGAGGGAGGAACACCUCACACGGUAAGCUUGUUGAUGCAUGACAAGCUGGUGGAUGUGGGGAAGCCAGGUGACAGAGUUGAAGUCACUGGAAUUUAUAGGGCUAUGAGUGUCAGAAUCGGGUCAGCACAUAGGACUGUAAAAUCAUUGUUCAAGACUUACAUUGAUUGUCUUCAUCUUAAGAAGACUGACAAGUCAAGAAUGCAUGCAGAGGAUCCAAUGGAAAUUGAAAAUGGUGUUGUUGGAAAUGAUGAGCCUCUUGAUCAUGAAGAAAAGGUGGAGAAAUUAAAAGAACUAUCUAAACAGCCUGAUAUCUAUGAAAGGCUGACCAAGUCCUUGGCACCAAACAUAUGGGAGUUGGAUGAUGUAAAGAAAGGCCUUCUUUGCCAGCUCUUUGGCGGAAAUGCAUUGACCUUGCCGUCUGGGGCAAGCUUCCGUGGUGAUAUCAACAUUCUUCUUGUUGGUGAUCCGGGGACCAGCAAAUCACAACUGCUCCAAUAUAUUCACAAACUGUCUCCUCGUGGUAUAUACACAAGUGGACGAGGAAGUUCAGCUGUGGGGUUGACUGCUUAUGUAGCCAAAGAUCCCGAGACUGGUGAAACUGUCCUUGAGAGUGGUGCCCUGGUCCUGAGUGACAGAGGGAUCUGCUGUAUCGAUGAGUUUGACAAAAUGUCUGACAGUGCCAGGAGCAUGUUACAUGAGGUGAUGGAGCAACAAACUGUUUCAAUUGCAAAGGCUGGAAUUAUCGCUUCGCUUAAUGCUAGAACUUCAGUAUUGGCAUGUGCAAAUCCAAUUGGCUCCCGUUACAAUCCCCGAUUAUCUGUCAUUGAUAAUAUACACCUUCCACCUACCCUUCUGUCUAGGUUUGAUUUGAUAUAUUUAAUUCUAGACAAAGCGGAUGAGCAGACCGAUAGGCGCCUUGCAAAGCACAUAGUUGCUUUACACUUUGAGAAUCCUGAGAACUCUGAGCAAGAAGUGAUUGACCUUCCAACAUUAGCUUCAUACUUGAGCUAUGCUCGAAAACAUAUACAUCCACAAUUAUCUGAUGAAGCAGCUGAAGAAUUGACUAGAGGUUAUGUGGAGAUGAGAAGAAGAGGGAAUUUCCCCGGCAGCAGUAAAAAGGUGAUUACAGCCACACCAAGGCAGCUAGAGAGUUUAAUACGUCUAGGUGAAGGUCUUGCUCGGAUUCGUUUUUCAGAAAAGGUGGAGAAAAGAGAUGUAGUGGAGGCUUUUCGACUUCUAGAAGUUGCAUUGCAGCAGUCUGCAACUGACCAUGCUACUGGAACCAUUGACAUGGAUCUCAUCACAACUGGAGUAUCUGCAAGUGAAAGGAUGAGAAGGGAGAAUUUGGUGUCAACCACCCGCAACAUAAUUAUGGAGAAGAUGCAGCUUGGGGGACCAUCAACUCGUUUGCUAGAGUUACUGGAAGACGUCAAGAAGCAAAGUUCUGGUGGUGAAGUCCACCUAGCAGAUCUGCGAAAUGCACUGGCUACCCUCGCAACCGAAGGACUGGUUGUUGUUCAUGGAGACACUGUGAAGAGAAUAUGAUGAGUGCUCAGGAAACUUAGGUUGAUAUGCACAUUGGCAUUAUUUGCUAGAGCACUCGCAAGCUCUUGGCCAUAUCCGCGGUCUACUUCACUGUGCCCUUUGAAACAGUUAGCCAUAUUGUAAGAGCAACGUGUAUGACUUUGCAAUGUAGUGUUUUUGUCUUUGAACUUGAUCUUUAAUUAAAGAGCUUGGGUUAAGUUGAAACCUGAGUCUGUAUAUUAGAAAUUAGAUUAUAGGUUACGUGCACAACAUCGCUGGUUUUGGCGUAUAAGUGUUGAGAGCUGACGAAAAACAUUUCAUUCAUAGGUUUCUUUAAACUUGUCUCCAAUU